CAUCCUGUCUGGCCGGAUGCUGCUGUUCCCAUGGUAACAGCGCGCUCAGCCUGCAUCAAUCAACCCGGAAACAUCGAGCGGCUAAAAACACAGGAGGAGCCGGAGGCUAACAGGUGUCAGCCAUGUUGGGGCUGCAGCUCCCCCUGCUGGUGACGGUGCAGAUCAACAUGGAGCUGCUGCUGCUCACCCUGCUGGCCUUCUGGACCCGCCUGAGCCAGCUGAGCUACCCCAACGCUGUGGUGUUCGAUGAGGUCUACUACGGCCAGUUUGUGUCUCUCUACAUGAAGAGAGUUUUCUUCAUCGAUGAGAGCGGACCGCCCCUCGGUCACAUGAUCCUGGCCGUUGGAGCCUACCUCGGAGGAUUUGAUGGGAACUUCCUGUGGAACAGAAUAGGAGCAGAGUAUCCCAGUGGAGUGUGUGUGUGGAGUCUGCGGCUGCUGCCCGCUGUGUGUGGCUCUCUGUGUGUUCCUCUGGUUUACCUGCUGAUCCUGGAGCUGCGGCUGACACACUGCACUGCGCUGGGGGCCGCCCUGCUGCUGCUGCUGGAGAACUCGCUGAUCGUCCAGUCCCGUUUCAUGUUGCUGGAGUCGGUCUUGAUCUUCUUCCAGCUGCUGUCCUUCCUCUGCUACCUGCGCUUCCACAACGCUCCCCACAGCUCCUGGUCCAGAUACUGCUGGCUCCUCCUGUCUGGAGCCUCCUGCGCUGCAGCUGUGGGGGUGAAGUACAUGGGUGUGUUCUCCUACCUGCUGCUGCUGGGCGUGGCCUGUCUGCACACCUGGCAGCUGAUUGGAGACCGAGCUGUCAGUCACGUCAGUGUGUGUGUGCAGUGUGUGUGUCGCUGUGUGUGUCUGCUGCUGGUUCCUCUGCUGCUCUAUGUGUUUUGGUUCUACGUCCAUCUGAGCGUGCUCUACCGCAGCGGACCACAUGACCAGCUGAUGAGCUCCGCCUUCCAGGCCAGCCUGGAGGGCGGUCUGUCCAGGAUAACUCAGGGUCAGCCCCUGGAAGUGGCCUUCGGCAGUCAGGUGACCUUAAGAAGCUCCGCCUCCCAGCCCGUCCCCUGCUGGCUCCACUCCCACAAAGCCAACUACCCAAUCAGGUAUGAUAAUGGCAGAGGCAGCUCUCACCAGCAGCAGGUCACCUGUUAUCCCUUUAAAGACGUCAACAACUGGUGGAUCAUCAAAGACCCUGGCAGACAGGAGCUGGUGGUCAGCACUCCUCCUCAUCCUGUCCGUCAUGGUGACAUCAUCCAGCUCGUCCAUGGCAUGACGUCCCGCUUCCUCAACAGCCAUGAUGUAGCAGCUCCCAUGAGCCCCCAUGCUCAGGAAGUGUCCGGUUACAUCGACUUCAAUGUUUCCAUGCCAGCACAGAACCUGUGGAGAGUGGAAAUCUUCAACCGGGAGGCGGAGUCUGAGGUGUGGAAGACGAUCCUCUCUGAAGUGCGAUUGGUCCACGUCAACACCUCGGCUGUCCUCAAGCUGAGUGGUGUGUCUCUUCCAGACUGGGGUUUCCGUCAGCUGGAGGUUGUAGCUGAUAAACUGAAUAAAGGCCAUCAGAGCAGCCUGAGCUGGACUGUGGAGGAGCACCGAUACGGAACCAUGUGUGUGUGUGCAGGUCAGGAGCAGAAGGAAAGGGAGGCGGAGCUUCACUCCCCGACUCACAUCGACGUUGACAGCAACAUCUCGUUCUGGGCCAAGUUCCUGGAGCUCCAGUGGAAGAUGCUGACAGUGAAACAGGAAGAGUCUGAACACAAGUACAGCUCCUCCCCCCUGGAGUGGAUCACCAUGGAAACCAACAUCGCCUACUGGCUCCACCCCUCCACCAAUGCUCAGAUCCACCUGAUUGGGAACCCGGUGUCGUGGGGCGUGGCCAACCUCAGCCUGUCAGCCUAUCAGCUGCUGGCACUGGUCUACCUGCUGAGGAGGAGGAGGGGCAUCAAAGACCUCCCUGAUGACGCCUGGUCUCAGUUCGUGGCGGUCGGCUGGCUGUGUGUCGGCGGCUGGGCCGUCAACUUCCUGCCGUUCUUCCUGAUGGAGAAAACUCUCUUCCUGUAUCACUACCUGCCUGCACUCUGCUUCCUGUUCCUGUUGACCCCCGCCCUGCUGGAGCACACACACUCACACCUGCUCAGCUGUCUCGCCCACCGCAGGGCUCUGUGUGUGUGUGCGCUGGCAGCGGCGGCGUCCGUCUUCCUGUCCUACCGAACCUUCUGCCCUCUGACCUACGGACGCCCCGAGCUGUCGGCCAAUCAGCUGCAAGACCUCAGGUGGCGGGAAUCCUGGGACAUCCUGUACCGACGACGAUGACACACACACACACACACACACACAGAGGUGGUGUGUGUGUGUGUGUGUGAGGCUGACUGAAGCUCCGCCCACCAGAUGAAUCAGCUGUUUUACAGUUAAACAUGUUUUUUUUUCAUGUUGUUUCAAUAAAGACGUGAAGUUUU
Molecule: messenger RNA, 2446 nt
Organism: Myripristis murdjan (pinecone soldierfish)
Lineage: Eukaryota; Metazoa; Chordata; Actinopteri; Holocentriformes; Holocentridae
Gene: pomt1
Product: protein-O-mannosyltransferase 1
Exons: 20
Coding region: 123-2303 (726 amino acids)
Biological process (GO): protein O-linked glycosylation via mannose
Cellular component (GO): endoplasmic reticulum; membrane
Molecular function (GO): dolichyl-phosphate-mannose-protein mannosyltransferase activity
Source: RefSeq, a predicted model, not a curated record